GAUAUCUCUAUAUACGUAUGUCUGGCGUAGUGGUAUAAGUGGUCCCCCGUCUCCUGAUGACACUCGUUGAUAUUAUUAUUAUUAUUAUUAGUAGUAGUUAAUAGUUAUUACUAUUGUUCUUGUUCGCCUUUUCGGUAAAACGGAACGUUUGGGUUGUUUGAUCGGCGAUGGAGCGAAUUGUCGCCGUCGUCGCCGCCGCCGCCGCCGCCGUGCGCCGAAACAAUAAUUGUUAGUCGCCGCGCACGUUGGACCCCAAUGUCCACUGUUCCGCCGUCGCAGCCGCCGCAGCAGCAGCAGCAGCCGCAAUUCGUCGGCCAUUACUUCACAAGCGACCCCGGAGUGACGGAGACUUGCAGCGAGCAAUGAUUGUUCCGCGAGCGUACCGAUAGGUUGUGCUCAGUCGGACGGACGCUACCGCCUGUCAGUCAGUUAGUCAGACGAUAUUCUUCUGCGAGACGUUGACCACAGCCACAGACACAGCUUGUUGCCGAGCACCAAGUUUCAGGCAGUCUUGCACAGCGAACCAAUGCUGUUAAGGUCCACUGCUGGCGUCUAGUAUGAGUGGUGUUGCACACGUCACUGGAGACGCAAUGGCUGCUCACCGGCAGCACGAAGAGGGAUCGACAUCGUCGUCAAUGUCCAUCAGCACCACUGAGCCCACGGCGACAAUAGACUGCAGUCGCAAGAGAAUUCACAGCGAAACAGUUGAUUCAGAUGUCGAUGAAAGUACUAAGAACAUACCAACAACUUUGGACAGAUUUCCUAAGUAUGUGGAUUGUCAAGAAACAUUGGUGGAAAUGUCAUUUAUUAAAUGGUUAGCUGGUUUUCGGUUGGAAUGCCGUAAAAUUUCAUGCCUUACUAAUACAGAACUUUAUUUUGGGUUAUUCAAUUUUUUUUGCCUGAAUAUAGCACCAGAAAUGGUUGAUUGCAGAAAUAAAAUUAAUAAAUCAACUCUUCUGAAAUCUUUUGUAGAACAAACUAUGUUGUUUUUACGAGGAUACUAUAAAACCAUAAAAAAAGAUAAAAAGGAUACUUUGGAUGUUUUAUAUUAUGACAGAAUGAGUUCAAUGUUGGCCUAUUACAUAGAUUUGAAAUUAAUGUCAUCUCAGCGUUUUAAAGAAAGCUCAUCUCACAAAAGAACUUCAAGUAAAAUAAAUACAAUGUUAUUUGUUUUUUUAGAUCAGAAACUUGAUUAUAUGUUUGAUUCAAUAUUUCAAUUAUACUAUGUAUUUUAUGGUUCUGUUAGUAUUAAUUUAGGAUCAAUAAUGCUUCCAGUUUUUAAAAAGUUACUAUCUGAACAUCCAAUACCCAAAAAAAUGAAUUUUCUAACUUAUAUGCGGUAUAUUUUAUGUUUUAAAUUGUGGAAAAAAUUAAUUCACUCCUCACCGGGUAUGGCUGGUUCUGUUAAGAGAAAAGAACUGGAAAAUUUAAGAUUAUUAUUAAGAAGGUUGAAUGUUCCAAAUGAUUUUAUGAGUCAACAUGAAAAAAAUAAUUGGCCUAACUGGCCUAAAUUGACAAUGUCUCCAAAUGGAACUCCAGAUUCAAUACAAAGAGAUUUAAAAAAUGUUAGUUUUGUUUUAUAUGGUGCAAAUUUAUCACUCAAGGAGUGUUACAAGGAUAUAUUGGAUGCUUCAAGAAAAGAUAUUCCAAUACUAUUGAAACCAAUUGAAGAACAGUGUAAAACGUUACGACCAGAUUUAUUUGCGAUUUCGGGAAAAGAAGUUUUGAAAAAUUGGAAUGAAAAUUUUGAUGAAACUCUAAAACCACUUAUACCAACUACACGUUCCUGUAAUAGCUUGUUGAGAAAAAUCAAGUAUAAUUUAUAUACCCCAAGUAAGUAUGAAUGUCUUGAAAUUGAUGAUGAAACCGAUGAAGUUCAUGUUGUUUCAAUCAAUGAUGAUUUGAGCAAGUCAAAGAACUUUGGAGAAGGUUCAGAAAAUCAUUCGGUCCGGGAUAAAGAAAAUUGUUCACAUUCUGAUAAAAAAUGUAUGGAAAAAACUAAUCUUAUGAAUUCAUCAACUAAUGAAAUAAUUGAUGAAAGCAAUAAUGAUAAAAGUGACGAAAAUGAUAAAUCUUCUGUUGAUGCAUCAAAAACUUUAAUGACUACUAUUGUAUCAUGCCCAGCUAAUGUAAAACCUCAAUCAAAUGAAGAUGAAAUGCAGGUCAAUGUGAACCAAUCAAAAUCAUCUGAAAAACAUGUUUUAUAUGAUGAUGAGAGCAGAUUUGAUCCAACAUCUAAUAAUCCAAGUAGAUUGAAUUACAUUUCUGAAAAUACAAGUACUUCUCAUCACCCUGAAUGUUCUUAUUCUAAGGGAUCAAAAAGAAAUCAAUGUUCAUCAUUUGGUGAAAAUAGUAAAAGCAAAAAAAUUUGCAGAACAAAGUCCAAGCAUGAAAAAAAUGUAUCAAACUGCAGCCCAAAUCAAAUAAUUGAUUCUAAUUGCCAAAACUCGAAUAUUGAGAAUAGUAGUUAUGUUACUUUAAAUAAUGACAACUCUGUACUUGAAAAUCCAAAGAACUCUCGAAACAUAAAUGGAGUUCCUCAUCUAAUGAACGAAUCUUCAGUCAAAGAAAACAAAUGGGUGACAAAAGCAUCACACCCUGAAUUAUCGAUAACAGCAGUCUUAAAUUUGAAACACACACAAAGUAAUUUUACUGUCAGUGAUAAGGACGAAAGCAUAGAAAAUUGUACUAAAAUGAUUGAUCUAAGUAGUGAUCAGGAUGGUACUGCUUCUCCUUCUAGUGACAUACAGUGGCCUAUAAAGUUGUCUCAUUCUGAUCCAUAUUCUCUAGAACCUAAACAAACAAUUGAUAAUUCUGAGCAAAUGGAAAUUGAACCUACAAGCUCUGAUACGGAAGGCAACAAUAGUCCAAAGACUGAACAUUUAUUAUCUCUUAGAAACUCCGAAGAAAUGAUUUCAAAAUUAGUUUCAUCUAGGCGGUCUAUCAAUGAAAAUGAAAAUACUCAAAUUUAUGCUUUGCCUAUGGACCAAAAAUUAUCUCACGUAGAACAUCCUUAUGUGGAAAAUGCUAUAAAUUCCAAUACACGAGAUUUAGAAGUAGUGAAUGUGUUAUCUCCUGUUUCUAUUAACUCAACUGAUAUCCCUAUGAAUAAGAGUUCAUGGGUCCCUGAUAUAUCAUUGGUACACGCUCAUAAUGAUCAUAAUGAUAUUGACUGUGAUCAUUCUCAGUCUUCUUUACAACAAUUAAAUGGUUUAUGUAAUUCAAUUAACAUUAACACCAGCCUGGUUACUAAUCGGAAUAGUGAAGUUGAACUUUUAAAUAAUAUGCAGUUGGAAACUCCAACUAUUUCUAGGCCAUGUUCUUAUAAUCGAAUUGAAUCAAGAAUAUUCCCUGAAGAUUCAUAUACAGCUGCUUUGUCUCCUAGUGAAAGUUCAGUUUCAAAUUCAGCAUAUGGUUCUGCAUAUGAUGUAAAUCGAAUACCUAUGGCGGUUACUGUCAAACCUAUCCCUGUUACUGUGUCUCCAAAAGAUGUAGCACAUGAAUUAAAUGAUUCAAAUAGUAGCAUAUAUCACAGUAGUUCCAUUAACAUGUGUUUUGAUGGGUUAAAGAAAAAAUCUAUUAUUGAUCAACAACCUUCUUAUAAUUUUGCAAUGAAUAAAUCUAGACCAUCUGUUAUGAAUAUUAUGGAACAAAGUUCAUCAAGUAAUAAAGACAAGCAUGAUGUUAUAGAUGUAGUUUCGGAUGACUUUAGCGACGUCGACUCUAUGGAUUUACGAAUUAACAGUGCUGAACCCAAAGACAAUAAUUUGAGUAUAAAUAAUUUAUCGAUGUCUAGUCUUAUAUCAACUGACUUGAAAUCAAUUAAUACACUUAAUAGUUUUGAAAAAUGUGGUAAUUGGUCUACCAUUAAAAAUCCGUCCGACACAACUAACCAUCAUCAAAAACAAAAAUUAAAAAUAUAUACAGAUCCAACAGAAAUGAUUUCAGUGCCAAUUAGUUUGAACGCACAGUCUGUAAUACCAAUUAAUUUAAAUGAAGCACAUGUACAAAAGGUGUUUUUAGGAAAUAAAAGUCCCCCGCAAGUUUAUUAUAGUCCAAUUACUGAUUUUAGAGUUUCAUCAGAUUUAGACAUGACAAAUCAUGGAAAUAUAGAAGAUCCCAAUCUAAUUCAUUUUAAAAAUACACAGAGAAAUUGUGUAAACAUAUGUUCAAAUGAUAAAUAUAUUCAUCCUAUGUUACAAUCAACUGAUAAUGAUCCAAAUGUAAAACAGACAUUAAUUAAUGGCUAUGAUGGGGUUCUUAAUCAAAAUUCGUCAAUUAUGAAUAAUGGACUUAUGUAUAAGUACCCAAGAUCUGAUAGUAAUACAUCUAUUAGAUACGAAAACCCUCCUCUUAGACUACAACAUAAAAAUCCAGAACGCAUAUCACCACAUAAUGGUUUACAAUAUUCAAGUUAUGACCAGAUACUUGGGCCAAGUUUGUUGGAAGAUCCAAAUCAAAAAGAAGAACAGUCAAUAAUUAAUAUGACACAUUUAAUGCAACAGUCAAGUAAAAAUUGUAAAGUUCAUUAUAAAUGGCCUUUAAAUAAAACAAAAAGUCAAACUUCUUCAAAUGGAAAACUUUUAGAAGUUUCUCAAAGUCAGGAUUAUAAAAGAAAUUCAAAUAUUUUGUAUAAAUAUACCGACGAUGAAUUAAAUCAAAAAUUGUCUCCAAAUGAAAUUCUAAACCAGAGCACUGGUUUGUCAUUUAACGAUAGAACAAACAACAGCACUUUAAUUCAGCCAAACCAACAGUUCCAAGACUUAUCUAAUUUCAUUGCACCAGAUCAUCUUUCACCUACCAUUCAAUCUGGAUCUGAAUCCAUUGAUGAAAAAACACAAAUUCAAUCUAGAGCAGUUCACAGUUUUGAAAAUAAUUCAAGAACAGAACCAACUGAGUAUCAAGAAAUGUAUAGAAAUACUAAAAUACCAAGUCAAAGUAAAGAAUCAAGCACAUCACUAGGCAUUGAUGGUUUUGAAGCAGCUCAUUACUUAUUCAAUAGUGGUAAGUUAUUUUUAUGUAUGUAUCCAAAAUGUACCAAUAGCCAUCAUUUCCGUGUUAUACCUUCCAAUGCAGAAAUGCUACGUCAUGAGUUCACUGUACCAUUUGAUGAUUUUCGUUUCAAUAUUCAGUAUAAGUAUAAACAGUUAUUAACUUCGAACCCAAGAACAUGGCCUAAUAUACCUGUAUUAGAACAGUUGACUAAACGGUGCCUAUGUGAUAUUUGUGGUGAUUUUGAUUCUAAAUUAAACCAAAAUCAAGAAAUGUUGCAUACAUAUGUUGAAGGAAAAAAGCCAAGUAUUGAAGAAGACAAUUGUGAAAAUGAACAACCAACUAAUACACAAAUAUCGUUGAGUUGGAAAAAACAUUUGGCACAGCGUUUUACUUCAGCGGAAGAUGUUGAAAAACAGUCUAUUUCUCAGAUGAUAGACGAUAUGGAAAGACAUAUAAAACGUUUUAAACAUGCUUUCACAAUUAUUUUUCCAUUAAAUAAAGAUGUGAAAAUCAAUUCACAACAUUUACGAAAUGCAUGUGAAAGUUAUUCUGAUUCUGAUGAUAGUAAUAAAUCAUUGAAUUCCGAAUGUAAAAAAAAACUUGAAAUAGGACAUAAAUGUUUUAUUAAAGACUUACAUCUUCAUUCUUAUCAAUAUUUACAAGUACCUAAUAAAGUGAUACCAAAACAUGUAUUGGAAGAAUUGUCUAAUUCAUCAUACCACCCACCUAACCAAAACUUAUUAGCUACUUCACACCAAUGUGAUGAAGAACAUUUUCCUAAUGAAAUAAAUAAGUAUUUUCUAAAGAAUUCUCUUAGUCCUUCAUAUCAAUCAAUGAACCUAAAUUUAACUAGCCAGUCUUUAAAAUAUGUCCACGAAAAUAUAUCUAACUCAUCAUAUCAAGCUGCUGCAGAGAAUUCACCUAGUACAUCACGUCAAUCAUCAAUUGGAAAUCUAACCAGUUCUUCUCAUCAACCCGUUUUAAGCAAUUUUCCUACAACAUCACAUGGGAUCUCUCUGGACUCUUGUUCUACUUUGAAUGAUAGAGGCCUAAAACAUAAUCAUAUGUCUCGUUAUUACUCUGAUGGACAAAUGUAUACAGAAUUUCCUCAGGCAUAUCUUCAAGUUCCUAGUGCUCAGUUUCCAAAUUCUUCGACAAAUUCAUACUAUGGCUCACCUGUAAAUAUGCCAUCAGAUAAUUCUGUGCCAUUUUGUUCUCCAAGUUUAUCAAUUAACUCUGUGCCUCAUUCACCAUCAUCAGAUUGCAGUAUACCGUCAUUGGUUGAGACGGUCGCUACUGCUGUACCUGAGCAUGCUUUGUUAGAUGAUAGUUUAGAAGCAGUAAAUGCUGCUCAUAACUUAAUGAUGAUCUCAAACCGCCAUAGGUACAACAGUACUACUUCAAUUACAACUACAAAAACUACAGACACUAUGACAGUCUCAAGUACCGUAACUACUAACUAUAAAACUGUUAAAAAUUCUAAAACUACUGACGUUAAGGCUAAUAAAAUGUCCAUAACUGACACUACAGUUAAUAAUAUUUCUCCAGCUGAUACUACUGCUAAUAAUAUUUCACUUCUGGACUCUAAUAAAAAUAAUAUUUCCACUACUUGCUUUUUGAGUGGAACUAUACAACCUUCUAUGACUGAACCAGAAGAUCAAGAAACAGAUAUUGUCCACAAUAGUCGAAGAAAAAAGAAAAAGAAACAUGAUAAAAAAAAAGAUAAGAAAAAAAAGGGAAAGCGUUGAUGAUUUUUAUUAACUUAAGUUUUAUUUUUAAAUUUAAGCUUAACAUUCCUAGCUUAUACAAUUUUAAACAAUAGUAAAAAAAAACUUUAAAAGAUUAUUUAAAAAAAUGUUUUUUAUAACAUACUGUGAUUUUUAUUUACUUUUAACAAACUGUGAUAAUUUAAAAUUGCUCAUUUUCUUUCUUUCUUCAUAUUUAUUAAAUUAAAUAUACACUAUAAUUAUGUUCUAAAACAUUAUAUUCAUUUAAAUUAAACAAAAUUUGAUAUAUUUAUCUAAAUUUAAAUAUUUUUUCUCUACACAGUUUAUUUUAAAACCCAAGAAUAACAUUUUUGCAUUUAUUAUCUUUAUUUUGUUUUAAACAAAUUGAUCACAGUCUUGAAAUACAAUGUUUUCUAAUAACUAUCAUCAUGAAUUCCUAACAAAAAAAAAAAAUUCAAUCACAUUAAGAUGGAUAAGUAAAAGUAAAGUGGAUAUUGAUGUAUUCAGUUAAAAACAACAUUAGGAGAAAAAAUGUGGAAUUUGUUGAAAUUUAAUUAGUCCAAAUAUUACGAACCAAGUAAUUUUUUUUCUCUUUUUUUUCUUGUGAAAAAUGUUUAUAAUUCUGAGUAAGUACUAAAUUUAGAAUUAAUUGUUAAAAUAGUUAUAUUACCAGUCUGUUAAGUAUUAUAUAAGAUAUAAGUCACUAAUGUAACUCGGUACCUACUAAAAUUUCAAACACGACUUUGUUUCAUCAGGUACCUAAUCAAUUUUCAAAGAUAAAUUAGUAUCAUUUAAAAUUCUUUGAAACAUACGUAAUUAGUUUAAAAAUCUAUUGAAUUUUUUUUAUGUAAUAUGUAAGACUAAUAUUUGACCAUGUUGCAUCGAACAAACUGCCUGUAUAAAUCUUG
This is a messenger RNA of Metopolophium dirhodum (rose-grain aphid), 7630 nucleotides long. RefSeq lists its product as uncharacterized. The coding region runs from base 558 to 6743 and encodes 2061 amino acids. The record is from RefSeq and is a predicted model, not a curated record. NCBI's taxonomy places the organism in Eukaryota, Metazoa, Arthropoda, Insecta, Hemiptera, Aphididae. The transcript has 9 exons.